AGGGGCAGCAGGAGCUGUCAACAUCCAUGUCUAAGAGUUAUUUAUAGAGACUUGGGAAAGAAGGGGUCUUCAGUGUACCCAUCUAAGGGUAGAUUUGAGGAAGCCUACACCUGCACUGCUUUGGGGUUACAGAGAAGCUCUUGGUCACUUGGCUGGGGGCAGGAAAGAGGGAGCCAAUAGUCUGUCGGGCUAAAUCAGACAAUAUGCACCUGAGGGCUAGACCUACCAAGGCUGGUUAAAGAAGAUCCUUGCAAGAAUUGGACUAGAACAGAAAGUUUGUUGGGACAGCUCUUGUGGGUCAAAUUGGAGUUUGGAGGAGCAUAUGGAGAACCCUUUGAUUUGCCUUUGGUGCCUUAGAGAGAUGUUUUUGUUUUUUGAGGUCUUUCUCAGGCUGCUCUCAAACUCCUGGUUCAAAUGAUCCUACUGCUAUACUCUCCUGAGUAGUUGGGAUAUAGGCAUGCUGGUGGUACCUGGUUAAGGCCUUUCAUUGAUGGCCCUCUGCAAACCUGGUGGCCACCUUUGCAGACAGUGGUAGGAGGAAGGUGAAAUUUUCUAGGAGCAAAUUGUACCACCAAGAAGUUGAUGCAGUGCCCUCCAGGGGCUCCCCUGUCCAAAAGUGAGAACAAGCCCUUUUCUGUCCUACGCCUCCUGUUUUCAGGGCCCAGUACUUUUCUCCAUAACCCUCCCUCAUUGAAGCCCUCAGGCCCCAGAGGUUCCAGCCAGGGGAGGGCCUGAGCCUGAGUAGGGCAGGCAGCUCUGGGGCUCAAACCGGUUUUCCCACCCUGCCUGGGACUGGCACUUCACCUCUGGUUUCCUCCCAACCCCUCACCACCCUUUUGCUACCAAGUUCCUCUUCUCUCUACCCUGGAAUGUUGGGUGGGGGAUAUUCUUUGCCUGCACUGGGUGUGGUUCCUCCCGGAAAGGCAAGGCCAUUGUGCAUCACUUUAAAACAAGAAGGUGGGGUGACUUCCACUUUUGGCCUUCUGCACUUUUGGCCUUCUGCACUUUUGGCACUCCCCUCCAGGCCUUGAAGGCUUUGAAACAAAGUGACAACAAAAAGGACUUGAGAUUAUCCGUUGGCAUCACCCCCAUUCCUUUAUCUGAACUCUGGAGGAGGAGACCAGGGAGCCAAAAUCAAGCCCAACCUACCCCCCCCACAUCCCAUGUGCUCUGGAGUGAGUAGGAGGGAACAGUGGUGUUCUCCCCAAGUGACCCUGGCCAACUCAGGUCCCUUACUUCAAGUACUAACUAGGCAAAUCACUUCCAGCUGUUUUUUGUCAACAAGAACACCUCUUGCUGGAACUGAGAUGAUCUCAUUAGUGAUCAUACUGCUGAUACUAAUAGGGCCUUACAGUGUAUCAGGCUUUAAACACUUUCCAAAGUGCCCACAAGAUAGGAAAAACCAUGACAAAUAGGCAUAGAGAGGUUUGGUGAUGUACCCAAAGCCACACUUGUGUUAGAAGGAAGCUUUAUCCCCAGGCUGACCCUAGAAGUACUCCUUUACUGCUACCCUGUACCUAUUAAUUAAUGAGGGAUCCAGAAGUGGAGCUGUUUACUAAAAUCAAUUGCUAAUGCAGAUAGAUUUAGCUCUUGCUUCUGUACCUAUAACCAACUCCCAUUACCCCCAAUUACCAUACAAAUACAGGUCUUUUGUAAAUGUUAACAUCUUUCCAUUUUGUAAGUUCUUUCCUAUUUAUUACCCCACGGGGACAAGUAGGUGAGAACUGUCCCCAUUUCACAAAGGAGCAAAUAGGGUGAUGGAGUUGAAUGACUUGCUUAAGGUACUGACUUUGAACUCUGUGCUUUCUCUGGGAGUUUUGGUUACCUAUUAAAUGUCCCUCCAGAACACUGGUGGGAUGAGGAAGUGGCAGUGGCCCUUUGAGUACAGAACUUUGGGAGGGAGCCAGCAAGGAAGCACUGUCACACAGAAGCCAAUCGCACAGCUCAGAUGGGUAGCAGAUUAUUAACAGUACUCCCAAAUGGAGGUGAUUAUUAUUAUGGCAAUGCUUUCCUUCAUUUAGGACUGACAGCUAAAGGGCACAGAAGGAGGAUCCCAGCCCUGGGGAUACUGGUGCCAGGGUUCUGGGGGCCUGUUCGGCUUUGGCAGAUCUCAGAGUGGGUCAGCAGGUGGUAUGGGUGUAGAGGUGAUGCCUUUUUGGAGAAAAGGGAAGAUAAGGACACCUAACGCUUUCCAACUCUGGAGCCCAGGAAAGGGUAGCUGCAAAAAACUACAACUCCCAGAAGGCCAUGCUUCAAGGCCAGUCGGCAAUGGUUGCCAUGGUUUCAGAAAACAAUAUGGCUGCUCCCAGAUGGGACGUAAGUUUUUGGGUUAGGGAGGCAGAGGCAGGUCUGGACGCCCGCAGUGGCGAGAGAGAAAGCGUUUGAGGGGUCGUGAGGCUGGGUCUGGACGCUGCACGAUUGGAACGGCUUGACCUUGCUGGGCCCCAAUGGCGAGCAGUGUGGAUGAGGAAGCGCUACACCAGCUGUACCUAUGGGUAGACAACAUCCCUCUGUCCAGGCCCAAGAGAAACCUCUCCCGGGACUUCAGUGAUGGAGUCCUGGUGGCAGAGGUCAUCAAAUUUUAUUUCCCAAAGAUGGUGGAGAUGCACAAUUAUGUCCCUGCAAACUCUCUCCAGCAGAAGCUCAGCAACUGGGGUCACCUGAACAGGAAGGUGCUAAACAAACUGAACUUUUCGGUACCAGACGAGGUAAUGCGCAAGAUUGCUCAGUGUGCCCCGGGUGUGGUGGAGUUGGUACUCAUCCCGCUGAAGCAGCGACUGGAGGAGCGGCAAAGGCGCAGGAAGCAGGGCUCUGGUUCCUUACAGGAGCUGCCUCCCGCUGAUGGCAGUGGCUACUUGGAUGUGGAUGUGUCCCAGAAGACACGAGGGGAAGGUGCACCAGAACCCCAAGGAGGAGAGCAGCUCAGGGCGGGGCGGCUGCCGGCGCCCCGGCCUCCUGGGUAUAGCCAGGCGCUGCAGGGCGACCCAAGCUUCGUCCUUCAGAUUGCUGAAAAGGAGCAGGAGCUGUUGGCCUCGCAAGAGACUGUGCAGGUCCUGCAGAUGAAGGUGAGGCGCCUGGAGCACCUGCUUCAGCUCAAGAACGUGCGCAUCGAGGACCUUUCCCGGAGGCUCCAGCAGGCGGAGCGCAAGCAGCGGAGAAUGGACCGCUUUCCAGAGCCCAGAAGCCAUGUGCGGAGACCCAGCGUGCCCACAAAAGCAGUGCCCAACACCUGGGGUCCCGCCUUGGAACUCCAGGUGUUGGGCCCCAAGAAGCCGUCUCUUGGUUCAGUCCACACCCCCAGACCCAGGUCACCGCCCAGCUCUGAGGCCAGCGACAUCUUCAUCCAGACUAGUUCUCCAUGGCCUCAGACACGCGGGAAAUUGCCCCUGGAAACCGAGUGGCUCCCAUGCCCCUCCUGGGUGCUCACCUGGGACCCAUCUCGAGGCUGGAGACCGAAGCACCUGGAGAGGAAGGCGUGAUGAGUGGGAAUAGCCAGAAAUAGGAGACACAUCCGUGGGUGCCUAUAGCAGUCUCCCUCCCAGCCCAUUGGGUACUGUCGGGUGUGCCUGGGGUGUGUCUGUGACAGGGCUGCCCUCAUUAAAGGUGAUGUUGUGCUUUC
Molecule: messenger RNA, 3619 nt
Organism: Marmota monax (woodchuck)
Lineage: Eukaryota; Metazoa; Chordata; Mammalia; Rodentia; Sciuridae
Gene: Spef1
Product: sperm flagellar 1
Exons: 8
Coding region: 2448-3479 (343 amino acids)
Biological process (GO): regulation of cytoskeleton organization
Cellular component (GO): axoneme
Molecular function (GO): microtubule binding
Source: RefSeq, a predicted model, not a curated record